CUGUCAGGUUUCUAUACACGCCUCAUCUCUGCUCCAUACAAUAUCAUUGAUCAACUUUGUUGUCAGAUAAUGAAUUUCAGAUGACUUCAUCUUUCUAUUCUUUUUUCUUCUGAAAUCAUCAUAUUUGGUACUCAAUUGCUCUAUUUGCUAUUUGUUUAUCUCUAUAUCUGGAGCACACCCCAUUUUUUAUCAAACACUAAUCUCUCAUAUUUUUUGUUCUCUGGAGAUUCUUGGGUUGAUCAUAGGAGUUAAACUCUGGGGAGCCAUAAGCAGAGAGAAAAAAAGGACUUGGUACCUGAACCAACAUAUAAAAGAUGGCUGUCACUAAGGUCUACAUUGUGUAUUACUCUAUGUAUGGACACGUGGACACCAUGGCAAGAGAAGUGCUGAGAGGGGCUUCCGCAGUUGAAGGUGUUGAAGCAACACUCUGGCGGGUACCUGAGAUGCUUUCUGACCUAAUUUUGAAAAAGUUGAAAGCCCCUUCUAAACCAAAUGAUGUACCAGACAUAAGGCCAGAACAACUUGUGGAGGCUGAUGGUUUGAUAUUUGGUUUUCCUUCUCGUUUUGGCAUGAUGCCAAGCCAGCUGAAGGCCUUCUUUGAUGCCACUAGUGGGCUAUGGGCAUCUCAAGCACUGGCUGGCAAACCUGCUGGAAUCUUCUGGAGUACUGGUUUUUAUGGCGGAGGCCAAGAACUGUCAGCAUUGACAGCAAUAACUCAAUUAGCUCAUCAUGGUAUGCUUUUUGUUCCUCUUGGAUAUACUUUUGGAAGAGGCAUGUUUGAGAUGGAUGAAGUAAAAGGAGGUUCCGCUUAUGGGGCUGGAACUUUUGCAGGAGAUGGAUCUCGUCAACCUACUGAACUAGAACUGCAGCAGGCCUUUUACCAGGGUAAAUACCUUGCUGAAGUCACAAAAAAGCUAAAAGGCUAACUGUGAACAGGCUUGAGGUUGGUUUUACCGAUAGACAUGAUAGAAAGGUCUCAUGUUGCUCUUCUUUUUCUUGGUUAUGUGGCUGCAAGAAUGUGCAUCUUCUGUUCUGAUGAAAUAAUAAGAUAUUUAGUAUUUACAAAGUAAGAAGAAGAUUGUGCAAAUUCUGAAACUUGAAAACAUCUUUAUUAGUAUGGCUAGUCAUGAAAAAGACUACCUUACUAAUUGAUCAAUAAAGAAAUCACAUUUCAUAUUCA
Vigna unguiculata (cowpea) is the source of this 1180-nucleotide messenger RNA. RefSeq names its product Quinone reductase family protein. The record is from RefSeq and is a predicted model, not a curated record. Gene Ontology annotation, cellular component: membrane. Lineage: Eukaryota; Viridiplantae; Streptophyta; Magnoliopsida; Fabales; Fabaceae. Gene Ontology annotation, molecular function: NAD(P)H dehydrogenase (quinone) activity; FMN binding.